AUGAACAUUGCUAAUAUACCAAAGCUUCAAGGCGGAACCAAAUUGCAAGUAGGAAAGCACCAGGUCACCAUUGUCAAGUAUAUAUCGGAAGGCGGGUUUGCUCACAUUUACGAAGUAAACAUAAACUAUCCAGAGAAUGAGACCAAGACAGCUUGCUUAAAGAGAGUUAUAGUUCCCGAUAAGAAUGGCUUAGAUCAGUUGAGAAAGGAGGUGGAAGUAAUGAAGUGUUUACGAAACGCUCGGAGUAUUGUUUCGUAUUAUGACUCUCAUGCCGAAAGACUAGACAACGUCAAUUACCAAGUCUUGGUUCUAAUGGAACUUUGCCCCGGAGGAUCCUUGCUAGACUUUAUGAAUGCAAGAAUCAAGGUCAAAUUGAAUGAAGCAGAAAUUCUCAGGAUCAUGUUGGACGUUUGCCAAGGUGUCUACGAAAUGCACAGAACACAAUUGAUCCAUCGCGAUAUCAAGAUUGAAAACGUUUUGAUUAACAAACAAGGAAGCUUUAAACUUUGCGAUUUUGGCUCAACAUCGGUUCCAGUCGCGCCUCCUCGGGAUCUGCAGCAGUUCAAACUCAUAAGCCACGAUAUACUUUACCACACAACGCCUCAAUACCGUGCACCUGAAAUGGUUGAUCUUUACAGAGCAAAACCCAUUGAUGAAAAAGCAGACAUUUGGGCUCUUGGAUGUUUUCUUUUCAAAUUGUGUUACUAUACAACCCCCUUUGAAGCAAAUGGCGAUAUAGCAAUUUUGCAUGCUUCGUUUCUGUUUCCUCCAUUGCCACAGUUUUCUGGUGACUUGAAAAAUUUGAUUAUCAUAAUGCUUCAGGAGAACUCAUUAUAUCGUCCAAACAUUGUCCAAGUGUUGGUGUUGAUUUGCAAGUUGUCAAACAUAAAGUUUGAGACUCUUGGGUUAAAGGAUUUUUACAAUCUAGGACCAUACAGCUUUGAAACGUUACAAGAGUAUCAACUAAAAAAGCAGAAUGAAGCACUACAUGAAAAGCAGUUGUACGCUCAACAGCAGCGUUUGAGAGAUCCAAUUGAGGGCCAUAACCCAUUUUUGCCCCAAGUUCAGCCUGAGCCAGCUCCUCCUGUUGAACAGCAAAAACUGCAACCGCAAAAACAACCACAACCACAACUACAACAAACAGUGCCAGUGCCAGUUGAAAAUGCUCCACAGGCAGUCCAUGGCGAUCAACUCGAUCCCAAAUCCAUCGAGCGUGAUGAGUCCAACGCGGAUGUUUUGGUGUCUCCAAAUUCCCUCGUGGGAUUUAGUCUGGAGGAGAGCGAUGAGUUUUCAGAACUAGACCAGCUUGGCGAUGCAGAGGAAAGGUAUCCAUCGUUAGAACACUUGGGACUUGAAAAGCCAACUAGCGAUUCGUCAAAAGUGUCGAAGGGAUCAAGCGGUUCUAAACAUGGAGAGGCAGUCAAAGAAAAUCCAACAAAUCAGAAGAGUAGUUCAGUUGAUGCACGGGAUGCACAGCCAGCAAACAUUGAAACAGAAGCUGAAAAAUUGGCUGACGACAUUUUUGCUGCAAGUGGAGCUCUGAACUCAAUGCCAGAAGGUUUUUCUCAGGUGCACGGGCCCGAAUUAACAGAAGCCAAAAGUGGAUACAUUUCAGAUCCCGCGGGUCAAUUCUCAAGUAACGCCAGAAACAAUACCGACAUGGCGACCUCGACAACGGGGAUGGAUGCGCGUCAAAUGUCUCGGCCUGUCCAUUUCACAUCGACAAAGUCAGCAAACUACAUAAAACCUGACACUCAUAAGAACAAUAACCCUUGGAUUGGCAAGGAGUCCAAUCCAACACCACAAACAGCCACCAGUCCUUCGGAUGGCCACCACUUCACCGCAGUCUCCAAUAUUAAUACUACGCCAUGGGUUGAUCCUCAAGCUGUUCCACAUAAAGGUGCAAAAUCUCCAAACGAGGUCAGGUCUCCCACAUUGUCAGCUAUGCCGCAAUUUGCGCACCACAACACACAACAACCAGCACGCUCAGAUACGUCACACCACCCCCUCUCGCAACGCGAAAAGGAUUUGAUUGAUCUCGAAAUCGGUCUCCCCUCCUCGAAUACGUCUUCUUCCGAGUCAGCGUUGAACAAGCCAAUAGGGCCACUGAAAAAUAACUCCCACUUGUCUUUGAUUGAUAUGGAUGACAAUGACGAAAAAAGGGAUAAACAACCAGAGCAAAAGCUGCAAAAUGCAACCUCUCUGAAAUUAGACAAACCUGUGUUCAAGAAACGCAUAUCGUCUACCUCUAACCAUGCCCAGUUGCAUCUACAAGAAGAAGUCAUAGAUUUUGCCUCAGAUGAUGAAAAUCUUGAUAAUGGUUCUGACAUGAGUAGAAUGAAGAUUCGGAAUUCAUUGAAGAAGCCAAAAGGAGGCCGCAGGUCUGGUGAAUUGAAUCGGUCUGAAAGCUUACAAGAGUCUAGGAAACGCCAUUCAUUCUUUGGAUCAUAG
Messenger RNA from Lodderomyces theae, 2451 nucleotides. It is a transcript of the gene AKL1, whose product is annotated as serine/threonine protein kinase. Gene Ontology annotation, molecular function: protein serine/threonine kinase activity; ATP binding. Lineage: Eukaryota; Fungi; Ascomycota; Pichiomycetes; Serinales; Debaryomycetaceae. The transcript has a single exon. Gene Ontology annotation, cellular component: cytoplasm. Bases 1 to 2451 code for a protein of 816 amino acids. Gene Ontology annotation, biological process: peptidyl-threonine phosphorylation; protein autophosphorylation; actin cortical patch assembly. The record is from RefSeq and is a predicted model, not a curated record.